CUCCCCAGAAGGUAUGGGUACUACCACAGGAGGUAGGACAAUUAUUUCCCACCUGCCUUCAGUCACUCAUCUUGGACCAGUGGAUGGAGACUGUUUACAAAGCCCCUCCAUCGACCCGCACCUCCCGCACCUCCCAACUCUUCCAAACUGCAGUCUGGCCACUUUUGGGUGAGCUGUGUCUUCCACUGGUUGUGAAGUUUGCCUGGUCCUUGUUUUUCUGCCCCAAAAGGAACUGUGUCUCUGGAACCCCAGAAAGGCUAUGAGCAGCAAUUACUCCCAUCCUCAGGGGCCAGAUUAUUCCAGGUCAAAUCAAGACCAGGGAUUGCUGGACAGGGCAACCACGGUUCUGGAAAGAUCCAAUCCUGUAAACAGAGGUGAUUGGCAGAGGCUUUCCCAGCCACAAGCCUCAGAAAUGAGACGGGUUCUGAUGGCCUUUCUCCCUGUGCUGCAGCCAGGACCCCCAACCAGCGUCAAUGAAAGCAGACGCCACAGUUAUUCCCAGCGGUUGUGCUAGGGGGCUCCCGUCAUGGCAAGUCCUCAGCCCAGUCCAGCCCUGGCAGACAAGUCUACCCCAGAGCACGACCCAGUCCAAGCUCCCGCCUCCAUGCCGGCACGAGAAGUCCCAGAAGAGGAGCAGCCUUCUCAAGGAGCUGGGGGCCUUCCACAUCACCAUCGCUCUGCUGCACCUGGUCUUUGGGGGCUACCUGGCCUCUACAGUCAAGAGCCUUCACCUGGUGGUGCUGAAGUCUUGGUAUCCAUUCUGGGGGGCUGCCUCUUUUCUCAUUUCAGGGAUCUUGGCGAUAACAAUGAAGAACUUUUCUAAAACUUACCUGAAGAUGUUGUGCCUCAUGGCAAACCUCGUCAGCCUCUUUUGUGUGCUGUCUGGCCUCUUCGUCAUCACCAAGGAUCUCUUUCUGGAGAGCCCAUUUGAGUCCCCGAUCUGGAGAAUGUACCCCAACUCCACGGUCCACAUCCAGAGGCUGGAGCUGGCCUUGCUCUGCUUCACGGUCCUGGAGCUCUUCCUGCCAGUGCCCAUAGCAGUCACAGCCUGGAGAGGGGACCGUCCAUCUGCAAAGAAUGACGACGCAUGCCUUGUUCCGAACACACCAUUGCAUCUCACAGGCCUGCCGCUGGAGCCCCCGCCAUCCUACCAGACUGUGAUUCAACAGGACACACAACACAAGCAGCAUCAGAGGAUCAGAGAAGUUCAGCAAGUUUCCCCGGACAUAUGGGUAGUCACUGACGGAGCUGGGAUCUGGACCCAGACUGCAAACUGAAGACCACUGCCUGACAAUGCCCCAACUUGGUUGGAGCAUAGCCUCUGCUCUCCCAAAGUUGCACUUUCACUGGGAAGAUGAGAUUUGUACAUACAAAAGACUAGUGCGAUGAUCUAUACAGCAAAGUCAGCCCUCAUAGCUCCUGGGAACCCUGUCCUCUCAGAUAAGCCAUUUCUUACCCAGUUGUCGGCUCGAUACAUGUGGUAGCCCAGAUUGUUUGGUUUUGUUUUGUUUUGUUGAGAUGGAGUCUUGCUCUGUUAUCCGGGCUGGAGUGCAGUGGCACGAUCUCAGCUCACUGU
Chlorocebus sabaeus (green monkey) is the source of this 1576-nucleotide messenger RNA. RefSeq names its product membrane spanning 4-domains A10 (gene MS4A10). Gene Ontology annotation, cellular component: plasma membrane. Lineage: Eukaryota; Metazoa; Chordata; Mammalia; Primates; Cercopithecidae. The record is from RefSeq and is a predicted model, not a curated record. Gene Ontology annotation, biological process: cell surface receptor signaling pathway.